Molecule: messenger RNA, 1137 nt
Organism: Seminavis robusta
Lineage: Eukaryota; Bacillariophyta; Bacillariophyceae; Naviculales; Naviculaceae
Source: the annotation of a GenBank genome assembly
CAAGGACAUACCGGUACGUUGGGAUCAAGGUCCGAAGGGCCUUAAAGUUGCUAUUCAAAUAAGCCCGCUAAGCUGUCCUCUGGUAGAGCCAUACUACUGGCCAGUCCCACAACCACAGCAAAAGGGGAAAAGACCAUGACAUCAACAGCGGCCUCCUUAGCUUCUCGCAUUGCAGCGCCACAUGCUUCACCCAUCGUUGCAAGCAGAAGGCUGCUCAGCACAACGAAAGGCCAGAGUGAGAAUGUGUUUCGCAUCGUGCUAACCGGAGGCCCUUGUUCCGGCAAAUCUUCGGCCUUGUCCUACUUACAGAAAUCGCUAGUACCGCAUGGCAUUCCAGUCUACUGUGCUCCCGAAGCGGCCACUCUCUUGAAUUCUGCCGGAGCCAAAUACGAUCCCGAUGGCACUCAUCAUGAGCAACACAAAGCCUACCAGGCUUCGUUAUGUCGCCUGCAACUUGCCUUGGAAAACAAUUUGACCGAUAUUGCAGCAUCCUACCAUCACAAUAAGCAAGCAGUUGUGAUAUUGUGCGAUCGAGGGGUUCUGGACAAUAAAGGUUACAUGUCCUCGGAAUUGUGGCAAGAUGUGUUAGCUAGUUUGGGUAUGGAGGAAGCCUCCAUCUUGGAACACUAUGCUGGUGUCAUCCAUAUGGAUACUGCCGCCAAGGGUGCGCUGGAGUUCUACAAAUCCGGGGACACGGUCGACGACGACGGAAACCCAGUCUCCAGGCAAGAAACUCCCGAGCAAGCAAGGGCAUUGGACGAUCAAAUGUGGAACGUUUGGCAGGGUCAUGCUCACCAUUAUCGAGUGACCAACCGCAAGCCAGACAACAACAACAACAACAAAAAUACGAAUACAUUUGACCUGAAACUGCAAGACACCGUUCGAGCUGUUGAGCAAAUUCUGAAAGAUUCCUCUAGCUAGGUAGUCUACUAGCCAGGCAGUACAAUACAGAGUGUAUAUAGAUGUUGUAACUGGACCCUGCACUUUUGGUAGCUUUCCAAAAAGUACUGUCCCUCCACGUUCAUGGGUCUUGUGACAAGGUCGCCUCCCCUACAAGGGUCGAGUGAGCGUAAAGUAUCUUGCACUGGCUUAUUUGGAUCGUGGUGCAUGCAGCCAUCCACCAUGCAAGCAAGGACG